AUGCUCCUCACCGUGAACAUUUUCCUACUUUUGCUCGCAAUUUCUACGCAAUCGGAAGUGACUUUUCAAGUCGAUUUGGUACCAAUUUGUGCGAAUGGCGCAUAUCCACCAAGUCCACCAUACGUGUCUCUGCUCGAAGCUGAUAAUAUAAGGGAUGACCUUGAAUACUCGACUUUCUGCCGUACGAGUUGCACUCUACUAACUCAUGACGAUUCCGACUGGAGCCCAAGCAUGGAAUUCUAUCUCAGGGUCAACUACACAUGCGGAGAAUCGGGAGAGCAAAGAGCGUGUUACUAUUUUGUUUCGACUCCAAAUGAUCGCUCUUUCUACAGCAAAGUGAAACUGAGUUUGGGAGAUCCGCUUGACCAGCAGUCUUCGAGCAAUGUCCAAUUCGACACGGUCGAUAAAUGUGAACAUUCGAACGGACGACGACGCAUGAAGAAGCUU
Messenger RNA from Mesorhabditis belari, 447 nucleotides. The record is from the annotation of a GenBank genome assembly. Lineage: Eukaryota; Metazoa; Nematoda; Chromadorea; Rhabditida; Rhabditidae.